AUGGAUCGCCUGGGACCAUAUGGAAAUGAUCCGUUUGAUAAACCACCGUGUAAAGGCUGUUCAUCUUACCUCACUGAACCCUACAUCAAGUGUGCAGAGUGUGGCCCAUCUCCUUUUCUCCUCUGUCUCCAGUGUUUCACUCGAGGGUUUGAAAACAAGAAACACCAGAGUGAUCACAAAUAUGAAAUUAUGACCUCAGACUUCCCAGUGCUUGAGCCUGGGUGGACAGCUCAAGAAGAAAUGUCUCUUUUAGAAGCAGUAAUGGAUUGUGGAUUUGGAAACUGGCAGGAUGUAGCAUAUCAAAUGCGUACCAAGACCAAAGAAGAAUGUGAACAUCACUACAUGAAAAAUUUCAUCAAUAAUCCUCUGUUCUCCUCUACCUUACUUGGCCUCCAAAAAACAAAAGACUCACACUUUUCAGAUACAGCAAUUCCAUUUAAACCCUCCGAUGACCCACCUCGUCCCACCUUUGAUUCAGUGUUGUCUCGAGAUAUGGCUGGUUACAUGCCUGCAAGAGCUGAUUUCAUGGAGGAGUUUGACAACUAUGCUGAAUGGGAUUUGAAGGACAUAGAUUUUGUGGAUGAUGACUCUGAUGUCUUGCGUGCACUAAAGAUGUCUGUUGUUGAUAUCUAUCAUUCAAGAUUAAGAGAGAGGCAACGAAGGAAAAAGAUUAUCCGAGAUCAUGGUCUCAUCAACUUGCGUAAAUAUCAGAUAUUGGAACGUUGCUACCCAAAAGAAGUGCAGGAGAUGUAUGAUGUGAUGAAACGCUUUGCUCGAGUGGUGGGACCGACUGAACAUGAUAAAUUCAUUGAAAGUAAUGCUUUAGAGUUUGAGUUGAGGAAAGAGAUCCACCGGCUUCAGGAGUACAGGAGAGAAGGAAUCAAGUCUUUUUGUAGUGCAAAGGUGUACGACCGAAUGAAGCAUGUGCGUGAGGAGGAGCGCAGGAAGAGGAGCAUGCUCUCAGACGUGCUGCAGUAUAUCCAGGACAGCCGGGCUUGCCAGCAGUGGCUUAGCAAGCAAGCUGCAAUCGAUGCCGGCAUUACUCCACCUGUCACAAUGCUCACAGUCUCGGCAUCAGGAAGGCGAAGUGCCCCUCCCCUGAACCUCACAGGACUACCGGGAACAGAGAAGCUCAAUGAGCGAGAGAAAGAGCUGUGCCAGGUGGUGCGAUUGGUGCCAGGAGCCUACCUCGAAUACAAGCAAGCUCUUCUGAACGAGUGCAGACGGCAAGGAGGGCUUCGACUCGCCCAAGCCAGAGCGCUAAUCAAGAUCGAUGUCAACAAGACACGCAAGAUAUAUGACUUUCUCAUCAAGGAGGGCUACAUUACUAAAGCCUAA
This is a messenger RNA of Knipowitschia caucasica, 1338 nucleotides long. Lineage: Eukaryota; Metazoa; Chordata; Actinopteri; Gobiiformes; Gobiidae. The record is from the annotation of a GenBank genome assembly.